Aspergillus calidoustus is the source of this 5928-nucleotide messenger RNA. Lineage: Eukaryota; Fungi; Ascomycota; Eurotiomycetes; Eurotiales; Aspergillaceae. The record is from the annotation of a GenBank genome assembly.
CAGAAGUUUCUGUUCCAGAGGGCAUAGGUAGAGCCCUGCUGAAAUUCUGGGGUUUGCUUCAGGGUUCGGUCUAGGCUUGUGGCGUUGUUUUCUGCUCCGGAAGUGACUUCGGACUUUGUAGCAUCCGCAUUCAAAGGCUUCAAGUUCCAGGAGGGCUGGCGGUAUGAUACAACAUUGGCUUGAAGUGAUAAGGAGCCAUGUAGCCCAUUCUGUGGGGUAGAUACUAUCCCCCCGGAAUUGCUGACACUAUAUACUAGGAAGCGACACCCCAAUAAAUGGUAUCAACCAGGCCCCAGAGACAGGACUCAUUAUAGAAUAGCAAGUAACAUAAAGAGAAUGGAGUAUUGUUCAGCAUUGACGACUGUCAGCCUUCGGCCUUAAUUAUUUGUGUCAGCAACCUGCACCAGAAGGCAAGAAAUAUAUUAUAGGCGAGAUUGUACCUCCGCAGUAAUCCUGUCAAGCUUCGUCUCACCUGGAAUUCUUCUAUACGUGUCGGUCGAGACGGAAGGCGAUUCCAAGAGAUAUCUCAUCCAGAUGCAUGAUCCUGCACGAGUACUCAGCACGAGUACAAGCACAUGGACUGGGAUACACUUGAUGCGGCCUUUUCGAGUCACAAGGGCCCUCAAAUGCGGGUUGCACGGACUCAGCGUUUUCUUGGUUGGUUGCCUUGGCUUUCACCUAACCAAGCCGGGAUGCCAUCCCACUCUCUUACGUGGACACGAAAUGUGGCGACAGGGAUCAAAUGGGGUGGAAAGUGAAGCUAUUCGCACAGGACCGAAAUGGUAGGGCUGAUGCCUGGGGCACCAGGAAAAUGGCAGACAUGAGUCAUGUGAUUGCGCCCGAGCGCCAAAAAAGGCGGCGGCGAGAAUCAAGAACCUGGCUGGAGAUCCACAAGAAUUGCCUAGAAGCUGGCUUUGUGGGAUGGACUAAGCCAGAUAUGGCUUUGUUGGGCGCCAAUCCCGCGAGGUUUUUGCCGUCUUUGGUGGCAGUGGACCCCACCGACCUUGCCCCCUUCCACUUGGGUUCUAGAAUGACAGGGACGAGGGCGAUAAGAUCUGGAGACUUGAACCGCCGUUAAGAGGCCGGAAAGAGUCGGGAUACGUGCGGGGGAGGUCAUCGACCGUCCUCACGAUCUGGAAUACGGCGCCUCAACAGCCGGCUCAUAUAUGAUCAAGCCCUUGAUGAGCUGCAGGGCUGCAUAUGGCGCCAUUUCCCCGGCCGCUGUCGUGAUUUAAAGGUCAGAUGAGUUCAACGCCUGGUGGGAUUUAAAGAAGCAAAAAAAAAAAAAAAAAAAAAAAAAAAAAAUCGUGGGUGUGACAGCUGUGGCCGGAAAACCAAAGCGGCGGUUCAGCGGGCUUGGAUGAGGUAACUGGUGGGGGUGGACCAGCUGGUUAUGGGGUCCAAUUCCAGGGUUGGCCGCCGAUUCCAGGCUCACUGCGAGGAACAACCAAUCCAGGUACAUGUUUACAGCAAUGAUCUCAUCACUCACAAAUGACCUUGGAGGACUCGCACGAGAAACGGCCUCUUUGUUGAGAGGAGAUGCUGUCCCUGGAAUCGCUGAUUUGGCGUAAAGACAGAAGAGUCUAAAGUAGUCUGCUGGCACUAGUGAAGAAACGGUUAGCACAGUGCGAGAAAAAAACAUGUGAACCCCCACAGCCAGUCGAAGAAACUGGAGCGAGCGAUAACAGCUAUCAGUCGGUCAACUCUGCAAUGUCACUGCGUUUGCCUCACCUCCAGACUUCACCCUUGCACUCCCACCUUCCUCUCUCGUUGCUUCUUCCUCGCGCCUUCCCUCCCUGCAGCGAUUGACUAACAGCUCACUCCCCGCUCGCUUCGCUCGUUUUUCGAUUUCUUUCGUUCCAACCGACUGCGACUCCGAUCUCGCUUUCGCCAUUGAUAAUUGAACAUGGCAAUCAUCGACAUCACUAAAGAUCUCUCGGCUCUUUUCACCCAACAGGUCCGUGCGACACCCGAUGCCCUAGCCUUGGAGGACGAUAAGGCCACAUACACCUAUGCGGAGCUAGACAAUGAGGUUGAGGUGCUGUCGCAGCGCUUGCGGAAUUAUGGGGUGAGUCGGGAUAGCUUGGUGGGUGUGCUGCUUCCACGCAGUGCUCACUAUGUUAUCGCCUGUCUGGCGGCCCUCCGCGCCGGGGGUGCUUUCCUCGUCUUGGAGCUGGCAUACCCUCCUGACCUGCUGGCAGAUGUGCUCGAAGAUGCUUGUCCAGCUGUUGUGGUCACUCACCGAGCGGAAACAGGCAAGAUAAAGGGCGGUGUACCUGUCAUUACCCUUGAUGAGCCGGCCACUGAGGCAAACGGCCACACUGUUGAGGCCGCCCCAUUACCGGCAGACGAUGAUUUGGACCGACUGGCCUUCGUCUCGUACUCUUCUGGAACCACCGGCAAGCCGAAAGGAAUCGCAAACCCCCAUCGAGCUCCAGUUCUAUCAUACAACCUGCGCUUCGGUGUGCAAGAUCUUCAACCGGGCGAUCGUGUCGCUUGCAACGUGUUCUUCAUCUGGGAGAUUCUGCGUCCGCUACUGCGCGGAGCUGCCGUUGUUGCUGUUCCAGACGAUACCAGCUAUGACCCCGCCGCGCUUGUUGAUCUCCUUGCCGCGAAACACAUUACCGAGACCCUCAUGACCCCAACCCUUCUCGCCACUAUUCUCUCGCGGCACCCGCACAUCGGCAGCCGACUGCCAGAAUUGCGGACCUUGUGGUUGAACGGAGAAGUGGUCACUACCGAUCUGGCGCGCCGAGCGAUCAAGGCACUUCCCAACACUCGUCUUCUCAACUGCUACAGCGCCUGCGAGACACACGAAAUCGCCUGUGGCGACAUCCGAGAAAUGCUGGAUGACGAGUCGCAGUACUGCCCAGUUGGACCACCCCUCGAUCCGAAACACGCAUAUAUCGUGAAUGAAGAGGGAGAGAAGGUUGAGAACGGAACCAGUGGUGAACUUUGUGUCGGCGGUGCGCUUCUCGCAAGGGGUUAUAUUAACCGUCCUGAGACAACAGCAAAGGCUUUUAUUCCCGACUCCUUCAACCCCACACCCGGAUCUCUCAUGUAUCGCACCGGAGACCGGGCACGCGUGUUGCCCUCGGGCUUCCUGGAGAUCACCGGUCGCGUAGGCGCAAUGAUCAAGUUGCGCGGUUACUCUGUUGUCCCCGGCAAAGUCGAGAAUGAUAUUGUAAACCAUUUGGCUGUCCGUCACUGCGCUGUAGUUGCGCAUGGCGAGGGCCUGGAGCGACAAUUGGUGGCGUACAUUGUUCCUGACAAGGACCACUCAGAGCAACGUCCUGUGGUGGAGGUCAAUGCAUCUGGCCACAGCCCUGGGGCGCGCCGAGCUCUGACCCAGUAUCUUGCACAUUACAUGAUUCCUGCAUUGUGGGUGAUAAUGGACGAGUUGCCCACUCACGAGGUGUCAGGAAAAAUUGACCUCAAAGCUCUCCCCGCGCCGCCUACAGGAGCUGCCGAAACCGAGAACGGCGUCAACGGAAAUGGACAGAAGACGGAUCCGAUCGGUCUCGAUGACAUCGCGACGAUCUGGGCCGCUGCUCUGAAGGUCGCAAAGGCGGUAUUGAAGCCUGAAGACAAUUUCUUUGACCUGGGUGGCCACUCGCUCUCCAUUGCGGACCUCUCCUCGAGAUUGUCCCGCAAAUUCGGAUUCCGCGUACCUAUCGCACGUCUGGCAGAGAACUCUACUCUGACUGGGCAUUUGGAUACUGUUCGUGCCAUUAGAGACGGCCACACAGCGGCGGUUCAGGCGGACCUACCGGCGGUGCUACGCGCCGAUGCCACGCUCGAGGACGACAUCAAGCCGUCAAACGCCAAGAUUUGCUCACUCGCCGACGCAGAGACAGUUCUUCUGACCGGUGUAACCGGCUUCCUUGGCGCUUUCCUUCUCAAAGACCUCGUCGAGAGCACGUCUGCGCAUAUCAUCUGUUUGGUGCGCUUCACCGAACCCGAAGACGAUGACCAACCAGGUGGUGUGGCAAGAAUUCGCCGCAACCUCCUAGACCUGGGCCUGUGGGAUGACUCGAUCAUGGAGCGUGUUCACAUUCUCCCUGGCAACUUGUCCCGGUCGCGCUUUGGCCUUUCGCCGGAGGCUUUCCAAGAGCUGGCCUCUCGUGUCGACGUGAUUGUCCACGCCGCUGCGACCGUCAACCUUGUGUACCCAUACGCUACUCUGCGUGCUCCCAAUGUGGGUGGAACUCGUGAAAUUCUGCGCCUCGCCUGUCUUGGCAAUGCCACUGUGCAGUACGUCUCGACAAAUGGUGUCCUGCCUCCUUCCGGAGAGAAGGGCUGGUCUGAAGAUACCAUGCUAGAUGUAGAUGAUGUUCCCACAAAGCUGCUCGAUGGAUAUGGCCAGACCAAAUGGGUGGCCGAACAACUUGUCUUAGAGGCUGGCCGUCGAGGUCUGCCUGUGCGCAUUCACCGUGCAGGCACAAUCAGCGGUCACAGCCAGACAGGCGCUGCCAAUGCUUGGGAUUUGCUGUCUGCCCUGAUUGUUGAAUCUGUCAAGAUCGGCAAAUACCCCGAUGUAGAGGGAUGGCGCGCAGAGAUGACGCCAGUCGACUUCGUUAGCAAAGCCAUCGUACAUCUUGCAAAUCAAACCCAGGCGGAGCAAACCGUCUUCCACCUUGGUGACCCAAGCCCUGUCGACACCAGCUCUGUUUUCCGAGAUCUCAACACCCUCGGAUAUCCUACCGAGCCGCUUGCAUGGGACGACUGGGUUGCGCUGUGGACGGAGAAGCGAGGUUCUAAGAAGGGUGGUGAUGGAGCCUUCACUGUGGACAUCCUCCGUAGUGGUAUGCCCACGAUUGAAUUCCUUCGGGGUAUUGUUGUCCUGGACAAUUCCGCAACACGCCCCAUCCGGCGGGAGGUUGAGCGACCCAGAGUAGACCGCUUCCUGCUCGAAACAUACACCCGGCAUUGGUUUGCUCGAGGAUGGCUUAGGAAGCCUCCAACUCGCCAGAAGCCCGAAAGCCCAGUCCGCAAAGGCGCUCUCAGCGGGAAGGUUGCUGUCAUCACGGGCGCAUCCUCCGGAAUCGGCGCUGCUGUCGCUACUGCUUUGGCAAGAGAGGGCUGCCAUGUUGCGCUGGGUGCUCGCCGACUAGACGCUCUUGAGGCUCUCCAAGCAAAACUUUCUGGUUGCGGAGACAAGGUCGUCAUUCAAAAGACCGACGUUACGGAUAGAGCACAGGUUGAGAGUCUGGUGAAAGCAGCGACCGACAAACUUGGCCCCGUUGACAUUCUCGUUGCCUGUGCGGGCGUAAUGUACUUCACAAUGAUGGCGAAUGUGCAGAUGGAUGAGUGGGAGCGUACAGUUGAUGUGAACUGUAAGGGUCUUCUGAACUCUCUGGCAUCUACAGUACCGGGAAUGCUGUCGCGUGGGAGUGGUCACGUUGUGGCGAUCUCGUCUGACGCUGGUCGCAAGGUCUUUCCUGGCCUGGGUGUUUACUCUGCCAGCAAAUUCUUCGUGGAGGCGACACUACAAUCGCUGCGUUUGGAGACGGCUGGACAAGGCUUGCGUGUAACGGCUGUGCAGCCAGGAAACACAGCGACAGACCUUCUUGGUAUGUCUACAGACGCAGAGGCGAUCAAGAAGUACGGCGAGCCUUCGGGCGCGAAGAUUCUGAAUCCAGAGGACGUCGCCAACUCGAUCGUUUAUGCUCUGCGCCAGCCUGAACAUGUCGCAAUGAACGAGAUUCUGAUUGAGCCACGAGACGAGCCAAUCUAGUUUGAAUAUUUGUCGCUUUGGGAGUUCUUGUCGCUUUGGGUUGUUGCGUCUUUACGCAUGUUGAAUUCGAGUAUGUAGAUAGCGUAUUCGCCGCCAUAAUGCAUAGAAUUUGUGAUUUUCUUUCUUCUCAGGUUUGUAACAGCUGUGUCAAACGUCAAUGUUAGCGCCCGACGAAAGGCAAAACAGGUGGG